Paramecium pentaurelia is the source of this 267-nucleotide messenger RNA. Lineage: Eukaryota; Ciliophora; Oligohymenophorea; Peniculida; Parameciidae. The record is from the annotation of a GenBank genome assembly.
AUGGAGAUACAACAAUGCUUAUCUUUCAGCUCUUAUCUCUUUUUACCAAAUUUAGAUAUGAGUAUACAAACCAUAUUAACACCAUAAACUUAAAAUAUUACAUAAUAAUAAGAGUAAUAUAGGUAAAAAGAGAAAGAAAAUAAAACAAUAAAUAUUAAGGUCAAACUUUCAGAUUUAUUACCAAAUGAUUAAAACAUUACAUUAAAAGAAAUUUAAAAUGAUAUUCAAUAGAUUAAAAAUAGAUAUAUGAAAUAAAUUGUAAAUUGA